AUGGAUGGUUUUUCAUUGGAUGAGUUGGUUUUUGAUCCAUCGAAGUGCAGUAAGUUGAGCCUGGAGCAAAAAAGAGAGCUAGUCUAUGAAUUAUCAAAUUGGUCAGAUGGUGCUACAGAUAUCCUUCAAUCUUGGAGCCGCCAGGAGAUCUUGCAAAUUCUUUGUGCAGAGUUGGGAAAAGAAAGGAAGUACACAGGCUUAACAAAGUUAAAAAUAAUUGACCACCUUCUGAGAGUUGUAUGUGAAAAAAAAUCACAGGUGUGUGGAACUGCAAGCGUUCCUGAAGCACAGCCUUCACAAGAAACUGGUGAGAGGACUCCCAAACGGCCAAGAAAAUCUGAUCACCCACAUCGCUUGCUUGUUGCCGGAAAUACUGCUACAACUAAUGUUCUAGAUGGUGAUUCAAGUAAUACCACUUACUGCAAAAAUUCAGCUUGCAAGGCUAAAUUGAGUAACAGAGAUGUAUUUUGCAAAAGAUGCUCAUGCUGCAUCUGUCACCUGUACGAUGACAACAAGGAUCCGAGUUUGUGGUUGGUUUGUAACUCAGACCCUCCUUUCCAUGGUAAUUCAUGUGGCAUGUCAUUUCACCUUGAAUGUGCUCUAAAGCAUGAAAAAUCUGGCAUCUCGAAAGAUAGGAAAGAUGAAGGGCUUGAUGGGAGCUUUUGUUGCAUGUCUUGUGGAAAAGUGAAUGAUUUACUCAGCUCCUGGAGAAAACAACUGAUAGUGGCGAGGGACACCAGACGAGUAGACAUAUUAUGCUAUCGACUCUCCUUGAGCCAAAAGAUUCUUGCUGGUACUAAACAUUACCAAAAUCUAUAUGGAAUCAUAGAUGCAGCCGUGAAAAAGCUUGAAGAGGAAGUGGGUCCAUUAACUGGUUUGCCUGUAAAGAAGGCAAGAGGCAUUGUGAACAGGCUCUCAUCUGGCCCGGAAGUUCAGAGACUCUGUGCUUCCGUUCUGGAUUCUCUAGACAUGAUGCUUUCGAACCGAGUGUCUGCUGUUCCUCUUGAUCAUGAUAUGCUUGCCGCACAACUUAUCAGGUUAGAAGAUAUAGGUAUUUCAUCACUCAUGGUGAUUUUGAAUUGUGCUGAUUCAAAUUUGGGAAAUGUCACGGGUUAUACUUUAUGGUACCGGAAAGCUGAUGAUGCAGACUAUCCAGAGGAACCUACCUUGAGAUUGUUCGCACCAAAUUCGAGGUAUUUGCUUUCAGGUCUAACCCCGGAUACUCGUUAUCUUCUCAAGGUCGUGCCCCAUGGCAGUAAUGGGGAUGUGGGAACGUGUGAGGUUCAGUUCCAAACCAGUAGUUCUCCGGUCAAAUUUUCGGACUCUAAAAGCUUGGAAGUAGAUAGAAGUCAAAGUCCGGCUACCAACUGUAGCAGCCUUUCUAAUCCUUCUUCUGUGGAAGAUGAAACUAAUAAUGUCGUGCCCUGCGGCAAUGGGGAUGACAAUAGAGAGGGUAAUUAUCUUGGCUAUUGCAGAAAUGUUGAUAAAACCGCCUCGAUAAAUUUACUUAAUGACGCCAACAACUGCUCUGACGAGAGACAAAAAGAGACUACUAGAAAUGCAGUCUGUCUGUUAGAUGAAGAACAUAAUGCAGAUGAUGUAAACCUCAAAAACAAGGACUCUUCAGAUGGUCAAAUGGUCAAGAAAACGAGCCCUGAUAAUGGGACAAACAACCCUCUUCCUACUGGAUUGGAAUGCGUGCCAUACACUCCUUGCAAGUUGGAGAAUGUGAAGGAUGGGAUUGGAAAGAACAACGGACCCAAACUUGUGGGUAAGGAUCUUGAUAUUGUGUCCAGGAGGGAUGAGCCUCAAGCGGGCAGCUCAUCAAAGAAGAGUAUUGGGGAAAGAAUAGACGAGGAGUGUAGUGGAAUCGGAGACAAGGAUUUUGAGUAUUACGUCAAAGUAAUCAGAUGGUUGGAGUGUAAUGGUCAUAUUGAGACAACCUUUAGACAGAAAUUCUUGACUUGGUACAGCUUGAGAGCAAACCCACAGCAGGUGAGGGUCGUGAAAGUCUUUAUCGAUACAUUUAUCGAGGAUCCGACCUCUCUUGCUGGACAACUUGUUGACUCCUUCUCGGAUGUUAUGUCAAACAAGAGUAGUAGUUCUAUGGUACCAGCAGGAUUUUGCAUGAAGCUUUGGCACUGA
Molecule: messenger RNA, 2145 nt
Organism: Fraxinus pennsylvanica
Lineage: Eukaryota; Viridiplantae; Streptophyta; Magnoliopsida; Lamiales; Oleaceae
Source: the annotation of a GenBank genome assembly